Quercus lobata is the source of this 3779-nucleotide messenger RNA. Its product is annotated as probable LRR receptor-like serine/threonine-protein kinase At3g47570. Gene Ontology annotation, biological process: protein phosphorylation. The record is from RefSeq and is a predicted model, not a curated record. Gene Ontology annotation, molecular function: protein binding; ATP binding; protein kinase activity. The coding region runs from base 18 to 3779 and encodes 1253 amino acids. The transcript has 5 exons. NCBI's taxonomy places the organism in Eukaryota, Viridiplantae, Streptophyta, Magnoliopsida, Fagales, Fagaceae.
CAUCCUCAUCUUUUUACAUGCAUGCUUUUAUCCUUCUUGUCUUGUGGUGUGGCUUGUUAGUCACCUCUGUUGUUGGCGGGAAUAAUGAGACAGACCGGUUAGCAUUGCUUGAGUUUAAAGCCAAGAUCACUAAUGAUCCUCUCCAGGUUAUGAGCUCUUGGAAUGACAGCAUCCAGUUUUGCCAAUGGCGAGGGGUCACCUGUGGUCGUCGACGUCAGAGGGUCACUAUGCUGAACUUGCACUCUUCAAAAUUGGUAGGCUCUUUAUCACCACAUGUUGGUAAUUUAAGUUUUUUGAAGGGUCUAACACUCCAAAACAACAGCUUUCAUAACGAAAUCCCUCCAGAAAUUGGCCGUUUACACAAAUUGAACUUCCUGUAUUUGAACAAUAACACACUUAGUGGCAAAAUUCCAACUAGUAUAUCCGGUUGCACCAACCUCAAAUACAUUGUUGUCAGUCGCAACCUUUUGAAUGGGGAAAUCCCUGCAACUCUCGGCACUUUGUCAAAACUCCGAUUUGCUUCUUUUGAAUCAAAUAAUUUGAUAGGAAAUAUCCCACCUUCUUUAGGGAACUUAUCCUCUCUAGAAGUGUUUGGUACACAUUCUAAUAACUUGAGUGGGAGUAUCCCUACUUCUUUUGGCCAAUUAACAAGACUAACAUUUUUUGGUGUCAGUUUAAAUAUGUUGUCUGGAAGAAUUCCUCCCUCAAUCUUCAAUUUGUCUUCGUUAAAAACAUUUGAUGUAGGAAGCAACCAAAUCCAACAGCAUCUUCCAUCGGACAUAGGUAUCACCCUACCAAAUAUCAAAAUAUUAAGCAUUAUCUUCAACCAAUUUACUGGACCUAUUCCUAUUUCAAUAUCUAAUGCCACAAAUCUAGAGGUACUUCAAUUGACCGGAAAUAAACUAAGAGGCAGAGUUCCUUGUUUGGAGAAGUUAAAUAGAGUUUCAAUUUUUGUCUUGGGCUCAAAUGAGCUUGGAAAUGGAGGGGCAAAUGACUUGAAUUUUCUCUGUUCUUUGACAAAUGCCACAUUUCUGUUUGCAUUGGGAAUAAAUGUCAAUAACUUCGGGGGAGAGUUGCCCAAGUGCAUUGUCAAUUUCUCAACUACUCUCACCAUAUUGAAUUUGGAUAAUAAUAAAAUAUCAGGAAACAUUCCUAUUGGGAUAGGAAAUCUAACCAAUUUGGAGAGACUAGAGAUGUGGAACAAUAAAUUAUCAGGUUAUAUUCCCUUUGAAAUUGGAAAGCUUCAUAAAUUACAAUUUUUGGCUUUAUCUUACAACAAUUUCUUUGGGAACAUGCCGUCCUCGCUUGGAAAUUUAACUCUAUUGAUAAAGUUAUAUUUUAAUGAUAAUAAUCUUCAAGGAAAUAUCCCCUUAAGCCUAGGCAAGUGUCAAAAUGUGAACACUUUGAAUCUUGCCAAUAACAAUCUUAGUGGUACUGUAUCAUCUCUUCUUAGUAUUCUCUCAUUCUCACCAAUUGGUCUAGACUUGUCGGGCAACAAAUUUACUGGUUUUAUUCCCAUGGCAGUAGGAAAUCUCAAAAAUCUAGAAAUCUUGGAUAUUUCUGAAAACAUGUUGUUUGGUGAAGUUCCUACCAGUCUUGGUAGCUGUGUAAAACUAGAAGUUCUAAACAUGAGAAGAAACUUCUUCCAAGGGGUCAUUCCUUCAUCUUUGGAAUCAUUGAGAGGCCUUGAAAUUUUAGACCUUUCCAAUAACAAUUUAUCUGGAAAGGUACCAGCAAAGGGAGUUUUCAAGAAUACAAGUGCAACUUCAAUUAAGGGAAAUAUUGAGCUAUGUGGAGGCAUGCCUAUGUUCAAGCUUCCUAUAUGCAAAUACAAUAAAUCCAAGAAAAGGCAGUUGACUCAUUCCUUGAAGAUAAUAAUCUCUGUACUUUCUGGGCUUUUUGGAGUAACUUUGGUGAUUUCAUUACUACUUCUCUUUUCUUUUAAAAGAAAGAGGAGAGAAAGUACUUUAAAUAAUUCACAAAAUUUUCUUUUGAAUGUAUCUUACCAAAGUCUUCUAAAAGCUACAAAUGCAUUCUCCUCCACUAAUUUAAUUGGUGUAGGAAGCUUUGGAUCUGUGUAUAGAGGAGUUUUUAAUCAGGAUAGACAUAUAGUUGCAGUCAAGGUACUCAACCUUUUGGACCGUGGAGCUUCCAAGAGUUUCAUUGCUGAAUGUGAUGCUUUGCGAAAUAUCAGACAUCGAAAUCUUGUAAAGGUACUCACAGCAUGUUCAAGUGUUGACUAUCAAGGUCAUGAUUUCAAAGCAUUGGUAUAUGAGUUCAUGAGUAAUGGCAACCUAGAUGAGUGGUUGCAUACAAUUGCAAGAACAAAUGAGGCUCUUGAGGAACAAAGGAAUUUGAAUAUUCUUCAAAGACUAAAUAUUGCCAUUGAUGUUGCAAAUGCAUUAGAAUAUCUUCAUCAUUAUUGCCAUACACCAAUUGUUCAUUGCGACCUUAAGCCUAGCAAUGUUCUUCUUGAUGAUGAAAUGAUUGGACAUGUGGGGGACUUUGGCUUGGCAAAGUUCCUUCUUAAGGCCUCCCAAGAUUGUUUCACUAAUCAAUCGAGCUCUAUUGGAUUAAGAGGGACUAUUGGUUAUGCUCCUCCUGAAUAUGGCAUGGGAAAUGAGGUGUCAAUUUAUGGUGAUAUCUACAGUUAUGGCAUAUUAUUAUUGGAGAUGUUCACAGGAAAAAGACCCACUGAUAACAUUUUCAAAGACAACUUGAACCUUCAUGAUUUUGUUAAAGGAGCUUUGCCUGAACAAGUGAUUAACAUCGUGGAUCCAAUUAUUCUUUGGGAAAGAGAGGAUGUGGAAACAAGGACAAAUGAUACUCACAUUCAAAAUCAAAUAGGAACCCCCAAAAUUCAAGAGUGCUUGAUUUUGAUAUUUGGAAUUGGAGUUUCUUGUUCUAUGGAAUCUCCAAGAGAAAGGAUGAACAUUUAUGAUGUUGUGGCUCAAUUGCAUUUGAUUAGAGAAAAGCUCCUUGGAACUAGAAUACGCCGAGAAAGGCUUCAAAUUACAGAGGUGGACGAAGCAAAUGACAAAGUGCAGCUGACGGCCUUUAAAGCUGGGUUGAAGUCUAAGGAGUUUGUGGUCUUGCUCGCGAAGAACCCCCUGCGGAUGAUGGCGGAGAUGCUCUUGAAAGCUCAGAAUCACACAAAUGCUGAAAACGCUUUAGUGGCAAUUGAAGAAGUCGAAAAGCCUAAUGAGAGGGAAAGAAAGGGAGAUGAUUGCAGAGGACAGAAAAAGGAGUGGGUAGAUCAUCAAAGUACUAACGAGAACAAUAGGAAAGACGAUAAAACUCCUCGCAUGUUGAAGGUGUCCCCCGAGAGGCUACGUCCCUUUGACUCCCCCCUCAUCAACUUCACUAGAGAUGAAGUGUAUCCUAAGGGCAUAGUGACACUAACAAUCACAGCGGGAGCUUACCCGAGACAAUUGACUCAUCAAUUGGACUUCCUGGUAGUAGACUAUCCAUCCUCCUACAAUUUGAUCAUCAGGAGGCCCAUACUCAAUCGUUGGAAGGGAGCCACAUCCACUUAUUUCCUGAAGGUAAAAUUCCCAACAGAAAAUGGCAUAGGCGAGGCAAAAGGAGAUCAAGUGGUGGCCAAGGAGUGCUACCAGGCUGUGUUAACAGCAAAAGAAAACCAUACGUGGAUGAUCGAGGAGAAAAAAGAAGAGAAAGUGGAAGCCCUGGAGACAGUAAAGUUGGUCGAUAGAGACACAGCAAAGACGACCAAGAUAGGGAUGACUUUGAGUCCUGAGAUGAAGUCGAGACUAGUCUAG